Molecule: messenger RNA, 2779 nt
Organism: Penaeus indicus
Lineage: Eukaryota; Metazoa; Arthropoda; Malacostraca; Decapoda; Penaeidae
Product: FERM and PDZ domain-containing protein 4-like
Exons: 8
Coding region: 578-2467 (629 amino acids)
Biological process (GO): signal transduction
Molecular function (GO): protein binding
Source: RefSeq, a predicted model, not a curated record
GCCGUGGGUGAGGAAGGGUGUGUCGCUCGCGCCCCUCCUCUCUACUACUCCUAAGCUCAGUGUUAGAGGUGCAACAGCUUCCGCCACCACGCGAGGCGUUGGUUUUGCUGUAUAAGGCGCCCAAGUAAGGCAGAAUAAUGCUCCUGGCUCUUUCCUAUUCACUAACAUUCAUCCAUCGUCAACUUUUCGGUGAAAGUUUUCGGGAGAAUUUUGAAAGGCCAAGAGUCAUGAAAGAGCUUAGGGACGACCUCCUUUUUCCUUGGAUGUGCUGAUUUCACACUCAUCGUGCGCUGGUGAUUUUUUCAUUUUAUCUUAGAUGAGUCGUUCUGAAAAAAAAAAAUCAAGGAAAAAAGAAUAGCUUUAAUGACAAUAAACUACGAUGGCUGAGUCUGAGCGGCCAGUGAAAGCAAACAUUGUAGAUUGGAUGUAGAGGUAAAAUCACAGACUGUAACAGUACACGAACAGCGAGAUCGCGGAGGUGAAGCGUGCAUGGUUGCAAGGGGUCCGAGCAGUCAGCCCUGCUCCUGUGGACCUGCUGGACACGUGCCUGCUGAAGAUGGGUAUUACGUAAUAGAAGAUGGGAAAUAAACAUUCGAAUGCGAAAUGCCAGUGCCCCAAAAAUGCUAAAAAACACAAGCAACACCAUGAUUCCCGCAACCACAGCUCACACUGUGGCGACAAACACCACAGCAAGCCAAGCAUUCUUUACAAUCAACAGGACAAGCAGCACCAGCAGCCCAGACUUCACAAUCCGUACCACACAAACGUGGUCCACUGCAGAGGUCAUGCCAGCCAGACGUCGUCAUGGCUGCCGCCUCUGGAGAACUGGGACGCGGGCGGCCAGGCUCUCCCAUACGGCUGGGAGGCCGCCACGGACAAGGAGGGGAAGCCCUACUUUAUAAACCACCUGAACAAGACCACGACGUACGAGGACCCCCGCAAGGACUACCAAGAUGAGCCCCCGCAGCCGCGCCAGAUAGAUCUCAUCCGGGAUCCUGAGAUGGGCUUUGGCUUCGUCGCCGGCUCGGAGAAGCCUGUUAUUGUUAGGUUCGUGACGGAGGGCGGCCCCAGCGUGGAGAAGCUGCUACCUGGGGACCAGAUCCUCAUGAUCAACGGCGAGGACGUGAAGAAGGCGCCCCGGGACCACGUGAUCCAGUUGGUCAGGUCAUGCAAGGACCGCGUCCAACUCACCGUCACGCAACCGCCCCUUGACAACUCGGAGCGGAAGUCGGCCCUGCUGAGCGCCGCCAAAAAGCAGCGGCUGAAGAACAACCCCUCCAGGGUCAGGUUUGCUGAGAGCGUCGACAUCAACGGAUCGCCAUCGUAUUCUCCGUCCAACUUCAAUUCGAGCGAGUCAACAACGCCCUUCAUGCCCAACGUCCUGAAAGUGUUCCUGGAAAAUGGCCAAACUAAGUCAUUCAAAUACGACUCCAGCACGACGGUGGGCGACGUGCUGGACUCCCUCCACCAAAAGCUGGGCAUUAAGUGCCCCGAACACUUCUCGCUGGUGGUAGAACAUGUCAAGAGCCUCAGAAGGAAUAAACUUACCAUCUUAGACCCAAAGGAGACACUCUCCAGGAUUGCAGCACGUCCAGGCGCUCAGCAUCUGAGAUGCCUGUACCGUGUGACCUUCGUCCCCCGAGAUGCCUACGAUUUGCUGAGAAAGGACUCGAUGGCCUUCGAGUAUCUUUACCUCCAGGUAAAUGACUGCGUGGGAUCGACAAGCGGUCCCCUCGCACCGGCACUGGGCCUGCGAGAGAGCUUUCUUCCUCUGGUUCACUCCAGGAACUUCUGCACCUUGCCAUGGCACUUGCCCUCACCUUUCACCUGUGGUCCCGGCCUUAAUCACGUAGAUGCCUGUCUUGAGGCUUUCUGUCGAGGCGGGAGUAUCGGUCAGUCACCCCUUCUCCGGGGGUCGCUGACCUUGGAUGCUCCUUCAUUAGCGUUAAACUACUGUAACCCCACUCUUCCACCCUUAGUAGCCCGGGAUGUCGCAUGCUCACCCUUCCUUUGGUCUCGUGCACUUCUCAUUCUUACCGGCUGUAAUAUAGAACAGGUUUUUCCCCUUACUCCUUCCUCUGUUUUCCUCGGUCCCGUCCAGUACCUUUACCCCGGGCCAGCAAGGUCUCUGGCUUUGUUUAAGAGGCCGUCUUGGAAGAGUAUGGGUAAGUGGCUAUGGAACUAUCGUAAACUGGUGCAGCUGCUCUACCAACUGCGGUUUUUGCUGUAUAUCCUAGCGAGAUUAAAGUCACUCGGGAAAUGGGCCUUGAGACUCAAGAUAGUGGCCAUUAUCAUCAGAAAUAUCGAGCUCAUUAUGAAACACCUGAAGAAAUUAAGAGCGGUAGGUGAGGUUUUCCUGAGGUGGCGAAUGGUGAGAAAAUUGUUAGCGCAAGUGAAGAGGAUAAUGAAGAAGUAUUUUCGCUGGAAUGUUCUCUGGAAGCUGUUAAGGAAAAUUUUCCGGAGGUAAAGGUGCUUUCCCAGCCACUUUGGGUCGUGCGCAUACGCUAACAACUUUCCCUGAGACAAACUCGCUCACCUAUUGGCAAUUUUGUGAAAACGAACAAAGUUUUGCGCCUCGAAAAUUUAUUUGGUGUUGAUACUAAUGGAAAUCUCUAAAGUACGCGUUUCUACUCAGCUCCUAAAGAGAAUGUUGGUUCUUGUUUCAUCAAAUGUACUCGUAGUAUGUUGUAUAUUAUUAGAUGCUUAUCAUUGUCCUUAAGGUUUGUAUGGCUAUUCCUUUGCAUGCCUUAAUAAAGUGUUGCCUGCGUAUGAAGUUUUC